Molecule: messenger RNA, 2118 nt
Organism: Metopolophium dirhodum (rose-grain aphid)
Lineage: Eukaryota; Metazoa; Arthropoda; Insecta; Hemiptera; Aphididae
Exons: 7
Coding region: 1-2118 (705 amino acids)
Source: RefSeq, a predicted model, not a curated record
AUGGUCAAACAUUGUAUGAUUUGUGGCAACGUCGAAGGCGUGGAUGGCGUUUCAGUGCAUGGUUUUCCAGCAAAUGUCGAUCGGAAGCGUCAAUGGGUGAUGUUCACCGAGGACAAUGGUGUCAAUGCUCGACAGAUAUUGGCUCACUCCAAGCUCUGUUCAAGGCAUUUUGUUGCCGGUCAUGAUUACUACGGAGGAGCCGUACAUCGCCGUCGACUAACUGUUGGAGCAGUGCCGUCAGUAGUGCUUGGGGACGUCGAGAUGGAAGAAAGAGAGCACGUGGAGGUCGUCGGCGUCCCAGUGGAGGGUGUGGAGUACGUGGAAGUCGUUGGCGUCCCAGUGGAUGUAGGGGAUGAUGUGGAAGGAGUAGAGGUGGUGGAGGACAUUGAAUUUGUCGAGGUCCUGAUGGAAGGUGUGGAGGAAGUGGAGGACGAGGUAGUCCAGAUGGAAGUGGUAGAGGACGAGGUGGUCCAGAUGGAAGUGGUGGAGGACAUGGAAUUUGUUGAGGUCCAGAUGGACGGAGGGGAUGACGUGGAAGUGGUAGAAGUCCAGAUGGACGGAUGGGAGGACGUGGAAGUGGUAGAAGUGCAGAUGGACGAAGUGCAAGCGGAACUGGAGUUUGAGGACAUGCUCGACGAGUUGCAGCCAGACGUCGACGAAGAGUUCCGACCACUUGCCGUGGAUGAACAACCCCGAGGGCGUGCGCAAAUAAUUGACAGGCAGGCAGGCGUGACACACCCGCUUCCAGAGCGGCACAACGCGGGCGCGUUAAACAGAAUCUGCACACAGUGUAACGCCCGCCACUUCGAAGGCGAGGUUGUGGGCCGGGAUGCCAAUAGGCACUUCUCCACUUGCUGUAACAACGGUCAAGUGACCGCUGCAGGACAACACGCGUUGUUGCCCGCCCCUUUUUUACUAAUGAGUUUGUUGAUUGGAGAUUCACAGGAUAGUCGUAGAUUCCGAGACGACAUUCGCCGGUACAACAACGCCCUGGCAUUCGCUGCGUUUAGCUGUGGCACAAACGACAGGCGUUUGCGAGGGCGUGGACCGCGAACGAUGUGUAUCCAAGGCCAAACUUAUCAGAGGAUAAAUAAUGACGUGGCCGUUGACCGAGUAGAUGCCAACUACUGUCAGUUGUAUUUCCUCGAGUCCGCAGAGGCCAACACCCGCCGCGUUGGGAUGGCUCUGCAGAGAAAUCAGCGUGAACUGAACAUGCGUGAGGUGUGGCUGGCAGAAAGAGACCUAGCCGAUGCCGAUCCCGCAGGUGUGCGACCUAGGCCAGUGACGAUGCAUUUUGUCCGAGAUGCGGCCCGGGACGACGGGCGAAACAACCUGCCUACCGCAAACGAAGUUGUGGCCGUGUUCGUAGGUGAAGGGGGUCGUCCGCCAAGAGACAUUAAUCUGGUCAUCUACGAUACGAAUCCAAUCAACCCGCAACACAGGAUGCAAACCAUACCAGCGGGGUCGUGUCACUCGGAUCCGAUGUUGUAUCCGCUGUUUUUCCCGUACGGCGAGGCCGGUUGGCAUAACGGGAUGUUGCAAGCGGGCAACCGACGAAACAAUGUCCGCAAUCGCAACAGUAUCAGAGAGUUUGCGUGCUACCGUUUGGCUGUUAGAUAUCAGGGAAAUAACGACCAAAGGCAUGAACUGUUUAGUUUAUUACAUCAAGGUCGGUUCUUGUUGCAGAUGUAUGUGUGCGACCAGUAUGUUCGAAUGGAGUCGAACAAUCUGAACUACAUACGUUUGCACCAGAGGGAUCUCCUCGCCGAAGCGUAUCAAGGGCUCAUGGACCAUGUGAACCAACAGCUCCACGUCGAUCCCAUGGCGGUCGGGCGUAGGGUCAUAUUGCCGUCGACGUUCACGGGUAGCGACCGAUUCAACAAGAUGAAUUAUCAAGACGCCAUCACCAUAGUGCGUACCAAAGGGAAACCCGACCUGUUCAUAACGUUUACGUGCAAUCCCAGGUGGCCAGAGAUCACUGAAAACCUGGCUGCCCACAGCACGGCAAGCGACAGGCCGGACCUGGUGGCCAGAGUGUUCAACAGGAAGCUACAGGAGCUAAUAGAAACGUGGUCUGCCCCAUGCGCAUAUACUGAUAAUCCUGGCAGAGGACUGUAA